CCUUGAAAAUGAUCGUGAGCUCGGAGAAAUUGCAAAAAAGGCUUUGAACGCGUUUGAGUUAGGACUUUUACCAAGUAAGGGUAUCCGAGGUUACUCUUAUGAUAAACUGAGGUUUGGGCUUUAUCCAUCAAGAGCAUCUGAGAUGGAAAAAAAGUCUUCAGAUGUUACCAACUUUUGGAAGGAAAUCCAAAAUUUGGAAGAGGAGGAAAACGCAGUUCGUUCCGCCUCAUUAGGGCAUCUCAACAUAUUUGGGAAAACGCUUUCUCGAUAUGCAAAUGCACAGGAAGUAAUAAAUUUGUCAACUAAUCGUCAUCGUAAGCGAAGAACGCAACAAGAAUUACAGGAGUCUUAUGAGGAGUUUGAUACAAUACGAACUGGCAUGUUUUGCUUAA
Ambispora leptoticha is the source of this 392-nucleotide messenger RNA. The record is from the annotation of a GenBank genome assembly. Lineage: Eukaryota; Fungi; Glomeromycota; Glomeromycetes; Archaeosporales; Ambisporaceae.